Messenger RNA from Adineta ricciae, 393 nucleotides. NCBI's taxonomy places the organism in Eukaryota, Metazoa, Rotifera, Eurotatoria, Adinetida, Adinetidae. The record is from the annotation of a GenBank genome assembly.
AUGACAUCGAAUUCACGACCGUCGUAUCGAGAAGCGCAGGAACGGUUAUUAAAAUGGUGUCAACAUGUGACACGGGAUUAUGAAUCAGUGAGAAUCCGGAAUUUUACAAGUGAUUUUGCGGAUGGUUUGGCCUUCUGUGCAAUAAUUCAUCAUUAUUUUCCCGAUGCAUUCGAUUUCAAUGCGCUGAAUAGCGAUAGCAAACAGAAGAAUUUUGAUUUAGCAUUUCGUCUUGCCGAAGAAAAAGCUGAAGUUUAUCCGUUAUUGGAUAGUAGCGAUCUUAUACAUGGCCAAUUGGAUAAAAAAUGUGUAUUUACCUAUCUCCUGACUUUGUAUCAUGGUUUGAAAAAUCACGAAGUACUGACGGGCAAAACUUGUGAGAAACGUACCGUAUAG